AUGCGCGUUCAACUACAAAAUGAUCCAUUAGCGUCAGGAUUCUCUGAACAAUUGUUAGACAUUGGCAACGGUAAAAUUCAACUGUAUGAAGAUACCCAAUUUAUUAAAUUUCCAGAGAACUUUUGCAACAUGGUGGCUACCAAAGAUGAAUUAAUAAAUAGUAUCUUUCCAGAUUUAAGAUAUAACUAUACUAAUCAUGAAUGGCUACGAGAGCGAGCUAUUUUAGCUGCAAAAAAUUUAGAUGUAGACGCCAUCUAUUUUAAAAUACAACAGUCAUUGCCUGGUAAUGAAAUUACAUUUAAAUCAAUUGACACCGUUGUUGAUCCUGACGAAGUGGUCAACUAUCCAGUAGAAUUUUUGAAUUCUUUAGAUUUACCUGGAAUGCCACCACAUAAUUUGCGACUGAAGAUUGGCUCACCUAUAAUUUUGCUUCGUAAUUUAAAUGCCCCGAGAUUGUGUAAUGGCACGCGAUUAGUUAUAAAAAAAAUCAUGGGCAACAUUAUUGAAGCGAAUAUUUUAUCUGGAAAAUUCCAAGGUGAAAUUGUACUUUUACCGCGGAUCCCAAUGAUUCCUUCAGAUUCACCUAUACCAUUUAAACGCUUACAAUUUCCGAUCCGUUUGGCAUAUGCUAUGACUAUUUAUAAGUCACAAGGUCAAACGAUGACAUUUUGUGGAUUAGAUUUAGAAAAUCCGUGUUUUUCUCACGGCCAAUUGUACGUUGCGUGUUCCAGAGUUGGAAAACCAUCGAGUUUGUUUGUUUAUACUCCUCAUGGACUAACUAAAAAUAUUGUACAUCCAAUGGCAUUACGAUAA
This is a messenger RNA of Harmonia axyridis, 813 nucleotides long. Its product is annotated as ATP-dependent DNA helicase pif1-like. Bases 1 to 813 code for a protein of 270 amino acids. The transcript has a single exon. Lineage: Eukaryota; Metazoa; Arthropoda; Insecta; Coleoptera; Coccinellidae. The record is from RefSeq and is a predicted model, not a curated record.